Phoenix dactylifera (date palm) is the source of this 1672-nucleotide messenger RNA. RefSeq names its product putative E3 ubiquitin-protein ligase BAH1-like 1. The record is from RefSeq and is a predicted model, not a curated record. NCBI's taxonomy places the organism in Eukaryota, Viridiplantae, Streptophyta, Magnoliopsida, Arecales, Arecaceae.
GGUUUCUACUCGAGCUCUCAAAUAAAUUAAUGGUGAUAUGCCCUGAGAGGCUCUGCUCCGGGAUCUCGGAUUCAUCUCCCGGCUCCCAUCCUCUUUCUUCCCCUGAGGGUGUUAGAAUCACUGUCAACCCAAUGGAAUAUUCAAGAAAAAAUCGAAUUUGGAGAGAUUCGUCUGCUAAAAAGCAGGAUUAGGAGUAUAUUCUCUCAUAGAUUUCGUUUCUAUGUUGCCGACGGUAUCAACAAAGCUCUCUUCCUCCUCUUCUCGAAAUUACCUUCAUGUUUGUUAUAAAUUCUUCGGUUUGGUUAGAUUUUUAUUUGUGCUUGUCUGGAUUUGAUCUUCUCUUGUGGGUGGAGAAUUGGAGAUGAAGUUUACUAAGGAGUAUGAGGAGUAUAUGAGGGGGAGGGAGAAGAAUGGGCUGAAAAAAGUUGGAUUGAAGAGGUUUAAGAAGAUACUGAAGAGGUGCCCAAGGGAAUUCCGUUCUCAAUACCAGCACCAAAAGAAGGAAGGAGGAGAAGAAGAGAAUGAGAAGCCAGUUUGGUUCGGGGGUGAGAAUUCUUCGCUUCAUCAAUGCCCUGACCAUUGCACAGUAUGCGAUGGGACUUUCUUCCCCUCCCUUCUUGAGGAGAUGUCAGAAGUUGUUGGUUGUUUUAAUCAACGAGCUCAGCAAUUGCUUGAGUUGCAUUUAGCAUCAGGCUUUCGGAAGUUUGUUAUAUGGCUUGGAAGCAAGGUGAGUAGUAAUCAUGAAGCAUUAAUACAAGAGGGCAAAGAUCUUGUUUCCUAUGCUAUCAUUAACUCCAUCGCCAUGAGAAAAAUUUUGAAGAAAUAUGAUAAGAUCCAUGACUCUAAGCAAGGUCGGACUUUUAGAUCAAAUGCUCGAAGUAUGCAUAUUGAUAUCCUUCAGUCUCCAUGGCUCUGCGAGCUAAUGGCAUUUUACAUUAACUUGAAAGAAAAUAAACCUGACGAGAACGUGAUGCCAGGGCUGUUUGGUGAUUUCUCUCUCACAUUUGAAAAUGGCAAACCCAUGCUUUCUUGUGGCCUUUUCGAUUCAGUGAAUCUUGACAUUGACCUGACUUGUUCUAUUUGCUUGGAAACUGUGUUUGAUCCUGUUUCUCUUACAUGUGGCCACAUCUUCUGCUAUAUGUGUUGCUGCUCUGCUGCAUCUGUUACCAUAGUCGAUGGGCUAAAGAGUGCAGAUUCAAAAGCAAAAUGCCCAUUGUGUCGGAGGGAAGGAGUAUAUGAGGGUGCAGUGCACUUGGAUGAGCUGAAAAUUUUGUUAAGCCGUAGCUGCCCCGGCUACUGGGCGCAGAGGCUUCAAACUGAAAGAGUGGAGCGCGUUCGGCAGGCCAAGGAGCAUUGGGAGUCCCAGUGCCGGGCAUUCAUGGGAGUCUGAGUGGAAGUCAGCUCGAUGUUUGUAUUUCAUUCUACUUGAGCUCUUGCUCUUCUGUAUGUUGUGACAUGUCAUGCUAUGCACUUUGUUGUGAAUGAAGGAAUUGUCAUAUUGAAUUGCAUAAUUACCAGGUGGCAUCCCAUGAUUCCAUGAGUAUUUGAAGUUCUUUCAGAGGUGCGAAAUAUGCCAAUCCUUCUUCUUUAUAGAGGUUGCAAAUUGCAUAUUUGUAAACUCCAAAUUGCUUCUCUGAACUGGAAAUGGAAACAAUCUCUUUGUUGUGGUGUA